AUGGAUGCAGCAGGCCUGCCACUGCUGCUGCCCGCUCCGACACUGGCAGCGCUGGCGAGCAGCUGGCUGCAGGAAGACUGCCCGGGCCUCCACCUCUCAGCCCUGGUCUCGGGGGCAUCACCUGCACAGGCAGCACUCUGGGCCAAGUCCCCUGGUGUCCUGGCUGGGCAGCCAUUCUUUGAGGCCGUCUUCACCCAGCUCGGCUGCCAGGUCUCCUGGUCCCUGCCUGAGGGGUCGGAGCUGGUGCCUGUGACCAAGGUGGCUGAGGUCCAGGGCCCUGCACACUGCCUGCUGCUGGGAGAACGGGUGGCCCUCAACGUGUUGGCCCGCUGCAGCGGCAUUGCCAGUGCAGCCACCACUGCGGUGCGAGUCGCCAGGGCCACCGGCUGGACAGGCCAUGUGGCUGGCACGAGGAAGACAACAUCGGGCUUCCGGAUGGUGGAGAAAUACGGGCUGCUGGUGGGCGGGGCGGCCUCCCACCGCUACGACCUGGGAGGGCUGGUGAUGGUGAAGGACAACCACAUCGUGGCGGCCGGGGACGUGCAGAAGGCAGUGCGGGGGGCACGGGGGGUGGCAGACUUUGCCCUGAAGGUCGAGGUGGAGUGCAGCAGCCUGCAGGAGGCCUUGGAUGCCGCCCGGGCUGGAGCCGACCUGGUGCUGCUGGAUAACUUCCAGCCAGAGGAGCUUCAUCUCACGGCCGCGGCACUGAAGGCCCAAUUCCCAAACAUGGCCGUGGAAGCCAGCGGCGGCGUCACACUGGGCAACCUGCAUCAGUUCUGUGGGCCCCAUGUGGAUGUCAUCUCCCUGGGGAUGCUCACCCAGGCGGCCCCAGCCCUGGACUUCUCCCUCAAGCUGUUUGCUGAGGGGACUGCUCCUGUGCCCCAUGCCCGCCGGUCCUGA
Molecule: messenger RNA, 900 nt
Organism: Ochotona princeps (American pika)
Lineage: Eukaryota; Metazoa; Chordata; Mammalia; Lagomorpha; Ochotonidae
Gene: QPRT
Product: quinolinate phosphoribosyltransferase
Exons: 4
Coding region: 1-900 (299 amino acids)
Biological process (GO): quinolinate catabolic process; NAD+ biosynthetic process
Cellular component (GO): cytoplasm
Molecular function (GO): nicotinate-nucleotide diphosphorylase (carboxylating) activity
Source: RefSeq, a predicted model, not a curated record